Daldinia vernicosa is the source of this 5319-nucleotide messenger RNA. RefSeq names its product chromatin remodeling complex SWI/SNF, component SWI2 and related ATPase. Lineage: Eukaryota; Fungi; Ascomycota; Sordariomycetes; Xylariales; Hypoxylaceae. Bases 367 to 4683 code for a protein of 1438 amino acids. The record is from RefSeq and is a predicted model, not a curated record. Gene Ontology annotation, molecular function: histone binding; ATP binding; ATP-dependent chromatin remodeler activity. Gene Ontology annotation, biological process: positive regulation of transcription by RNA polymerase II. Gene Ontology annotation, cellular component: nucleus. The transcript is spliced from 4 exons.
CGCCAUCAAUCGCGCAUCAAAAAAAGCGAGCCGCAUCACCCAUCCCCGUCUAAAUUCAUCGACAAGUAUCCGGAGUGACCUCCAAUUUUUAUUUUACGCGAUUUUCUUGCCGAAAACAGCCCCCCUCUACUGUCUUUUUACGCGCUCCCAGCCAACCACCUGCCUUUGUACCCCGUUGGCCGUUGUCCUUUUCGACUCACGUUUCCCCCCGCGCGACCGCGAAGGCCAAAAAGUCAACUUCGGAGCCUCGCAUAAUACCCUACCGUCGCUGCAACCGUGCCUUAGAUAUGAACGCCUCAUAAAGUGGUUAGGAGAAUAAUAAAAUUUGUUAGGAUCCAUAUCGAGUUACCCUCGAAUUAGUUCAAUAUGGCAUCUGUUCAGGCCCCUCCCGUCCACCACCCUGGCUCGUCGGCUAUGUCGGCGCAGAUAAACCAAAAACAGAUCCAGGACAUGUAUACGAAGUAUCAGCAGAUGAAAGAACAAGGCGUGCCGCAGAAUGAUCCUGAGUUUGUGAAGACGAGUCAAUUCUUGAUGAACUUCCAACAGCAGCGAAUACGUAAACAGCAAAGUUAUCUACAGAUGCAGAGCGCGCAGAUGGGACAGAAUGCUCCUAAUGGCAAUGCCAAUGGGACUCAACCCGGUCCGCGACCACAACAACAACAGCCCGCCCCGCAUACCACGCAGCCUCCCCCAUCAACUGCUUUGAGCACUUCUGCGUUACCUUCCAGCGCAGGACCCACCGCCCAGCCAACCACGUCUUCGCCUUCGACGACGUCUCCAAUGGCCCAAUUCUCUCCUCAACAGCUGGGCCUCCUUAGGCAGCAGAUCCAAGCUUUCAAGCUGCUCAGCAAGAAUACCGGGGUACCGUACCAGAUGCAACAGGCGUUAAAUGCGCAGCGUCAACGAAGGCAGGCAGUUGCUGAACAAUCAACUCAGCCUCCUGCUUCAGCUCCAGCUGCCGCAACCCCAGUACCCGAACCGGCAAAGGCUGGCUCUACUCCUCCGGACGGGGAAGUUGAGUCUGAAGCUUCAUUACCGAAGGGUCGGACUUUCAAGACAAUUAAAUCCCCUUACGAGGGUGGCCUUGUACGCAAAGACAUCAGCUAUUACGACCAUGGGCAACGAAAGCAGCGCCUUAUCAUCCCUAGUAUAUUCCCUACUGGGGUCGACUUUGAGCAAUUGAGGCAUGAGCGAGAAAUUAUAAUCUUCAAUCGUAUGAAGGCGAGAUAUGCCGAGCUAAAAGCUCUACCUGGGAAUAUUGCCCAUUGGGACACUGUUAAGGAGAGCCUCGAUCCUGAUGACACAUUGAAAAGGAAGGCCAUCAUAGAGUUGAAGUCGCUCGGGCUAUAUGCCAAGCAGCGCGCUUUACGCGAGAAAAUCGGUCGCCAGAUGAUGCAUUAUGAUAAUCUGGCAAUGACUACUAAUCGUAGUCAGUAUCGACGAACCAAGAAGCAGAGCGUGCGAGAGGCUCGUAUUACCGAGAAGCUCGAGAAGCAGCAGCGAGACGCUCGCGAAACUCGCGAGAAGAAGAAGCAUAUUGACUUCCUCCAAUCAGUACAACAUCAUAAGGCCGAAAUUGCUAGUUCAGCUCAGUCUGCCAGGAGUAAGAUGUCGAGAAUGGGAAGAGCUAUGCAUGUGCACCAUUUCAACAUUGAAAAGGAAGAACAGAAACGCAUUGAGCGUACUGCUAAACAGCGUCUUCAGGCGCUUAAGGCAAACGAUGAAGAAGCUUACCUUAAGCUACUCGAUCAGGCGAAGGAUACUCGUAUCACGCACCUUCUUAGACAGACCGAUGGAUUCUUGCAUCAGCUAGCAUCUUCUGUUAAAGCGCAGCAGCGACAAGCUGCAGAACGCUAUGGUGACGAAGUUGGUGAAUUCAUGCAGGAUGAAGAGAGCGAGAUUGACGAGGAAGAUGAAGAGGCCGGCCGCAAGAUUGACUACUAUGCCGUAGCCCAUCGUGUUAAGGAAGAAGUCACAGAGCAAGCCAAUAUCCUGGUCGGUGGUACUCUCAAGGAAUACCAGAUUAAAGGAUUGCAAUGGAUGCUUUCGCUUUACAACAACAACCUCAACGGUAUUCUCGCCGACGAAAUGGGUCUCGGCAAGACGAUCCAGACAAUCAGCUUGAUCACUUACCUAAUUGAGCGCAAGCUUCAGCGUGGCCCGUAUCUUGUGAUCGUGCCUCUAAGUACUUUGACAAACUGGAACCUGGAGUUUGAGAAGUGGGCUCCGUCUGUCAGCCGUAUCGUCUACAAGGGACCUCCAAACGCACGAAAGCAGCAUCAAGAGAAGAUUCGCCAAGGGAAGUUCCAGGUUCUAUUAACAACUUACGAAUACAUUAUUAAAGACCGCCCGAUCUUGAGUAAGAUUAAGUGGUUUCACAUGAUUAUUGACGAAGGACAUCGUAUGAAGAACACUAAUUCGAAGUUGAGUGCUACGAUUUCUCAGUACUACAGCACUCGAUUCCGUCUCAUUCUUACUGGUACUCCUCUUCAAAAUAACCUGGGUGAAUUGUGGGCAAUGCUCAACUUUGUCCUUCCAAAUAUUUUUAAGUCGGUGAAGACAUUCGAUGAAUGGUUCAACACCCCGUUCGCAAAUACCGGCGGGCAAGACAAGAUGGAGUUGAAUGAAGAAGAACAGAUCCUCGUCAUUCGCCGUCUUCACAAAGUGCUGCGACCGUUCCUACUUCGUCGUCUCAAGAAGGAUGUCGAGAAAGAUUUGCCGGACAAGACCGAGAAGGUUAUCAAGUGCAAAUUCUCUGCCCUUCAAUCUCGUCUGUAUAAGCAGAUGGUCACACACCAGAAGAUUACGAUCAGCGACGGAAAGGGUGGCAAGACCAAAACUCAAGGUCUUAGCAAUAUGAUCAUGCAGCUCCGAAAACUCUGCAAUCAUCCUUUUGUUUUUGAUGAGGUAGAGAACCAGAUGAACCCUACGAACACCAGCAAUGAUCUUCUCUGGCGAACAGCAGGUAAAUUCGAACUACUAGAUCGAAUCCUGCCCAAGUACAAAGCCACGGGACAUCGUGUCUUGAUGUUCUUCCAGAUGACUGCGAUUAUGGACAUCAUGGAAGAUUUCUUGAGAUUCCGUGGAAUCCAGUACCUGCGCUUAGACGGUAACACUAAAUCUGACGAGCGAUCAGAUCUUCUGAAGGCCUUCAAUGCCCCGGACUCGCCGUAUUUCAUGUUUUUACUGUCCACUCGCGCUGGUGGUUUAGGUUUGAACUUGCAAACUGCCGACACCGUCAUCAUCUAUGAUUCGGAUUGGAAUCCCCACCAGGAUCUACAAGCUCAGGAUCGUGCCCAUCGUAUUGGCCAAAAGAAUGAAGUGCGUAUUCUCCGUCUAAUCACCUCGAAUUCGGUUGAAGAGAAGAUCUUGGAACGUGCCAAAUUCAAGCUUGAUAUGGACGAAAAAGUUAUCCAAGCCGGUCGUUUUGAUAAUAAGUCGUCGGAGACUGAUCGUGAUGCCAUGCUUCGGACGCUGUUGGAAUCUGCAGAUUUAGCCGAGUCUGGUGAACAAGACGAGAUGGAUGACGAAGAGUUGAACAUGAUUCUUGCGCGAAGUGAGAAUGAAGUUACCGUUUUCCAGCAAAUUGAUGAAGAACGUGCGGCGGAUCCUCUGUACGGCAACGGUCCAGGUUCGAAGCGCAUUCCGCGGCUCAUGACCGAAGACGAGCUUCCAGAAAUAUACAUGACGGAUGGUAAUCCUGUUGGCGAAGAGCCAGAAGAGGUCUUAGGUCGUGGGGCGCGAGAGCGGACCCGAGUCAAAUAUGACGACGGCCUUACUGAGGAACAGUGGCUAAUGGCUGUCGACGAUGACGAUGACAGUCCAGAGGCGGCAGCAGCGCGAAAGCAAGCUAAGAAGGACAAACGGGAAACAAACAAGCUGAAGAGGAUAGCUGUACUUAACAAUGCGUCAAGCGCCAACUCUCCUAAUGCGAGCCGUGCGAGCACCGAAGAAAUCGAAACGCCACCCAAGAAGCGUGGUCGCAAGCCCGGCAGUAAGAACGAGAAACGGAAGGCUGAAGAUGAUGAUGGCGAACCACCUGUUAAAAAGCGACGCGGGCCUCAAGGGCGCCCAAGAGCGUCGAUGGGUAACGGUAGCGAUUCGCGUCUUGGCCCCGAGUUACGGCAAGUUCUCCAGAAGAGUCUACGCAAUCUUUAUGAUGGAUUGAUGAAUCUCGAAGCCGACAUAGCUCCUGAAGAUCAGAUCGACGAUGAUGACGAUGAUGACGAGCCAACCAAGCGACUAAUCAUAGGACCAUUCGUCAAGUUACCAUCCAAACGCGACUAUGGUGACUAUUAUGUCCUCAUCCACAACCCGAUUUGUAUGAAUCAAAUUCAGGCCAAGAUUAAAAGGGAGGAGUAUAAUAGCAUCAAUGAUAUGCGUAGAGAUAUCGUCCUAAUGUGCAGCAAUUGCAAAACGUACAAUGAAGACGGAAGUCUUCUUUACUCAGACGCAAUUGUCAUGGAGAAAUUCUUCAAUGACCGAGCACAGGAAGAACUUAACGAGCAUCCGGAAUUAGCCGAGCUCGAAGACCCAUCUGCAAAAGACAGUUCGGUAGCUCCUAGCACGAGCGCAGGAACGCCUCAGUCUUCUGCGAAUACCACAAGGAUAAAGUUGGUAACUAACGGCAGCAACCAGGGUAACGCGGGCAUAGGGGGCGGUCAAAGCGAUGGUGAGCAAUGAGUUGAACAAUGAGUAGGUAUCUAUGGGAUGGGACGACUUACCUAAGAUAAUAGUCAAGCGAGUCGUUGACAACUACAACAAAUAAUCAUGUUUUGUUUUCUUUUUCCGGACGGUUCCGUCGACAUUGUGGUUUUUGCAAGUAAAGAUCUGGCCGAGGCCGGGAAGGUCCGGGGCCUCGAGCGGCAGAGAAAUAAGGCGUACAAGGAGGUGUGGUUCUUCUUCUAUUACUUGGCGACGGGCAAAGAGGAAACGAACGGCAUGUGUACCACAAACACCAAACGAAGUAUUUUUUGGCGAAGCUACCUUUAGCAAUACCCUGGGCCGCCCUCUGGCUGGCUGCCCUGUUCUCAUCGAAUAACCACUCUUAAACACCAGAUUCUACUACAUACGUACGCUAGUGUGCUGUUAGAUGUAUCUUGAUAAAGCUUUUAGUUCGUUGCAUUUCUAAUAAAUGUGAUGGUAUGUGAGACGACGUGGUCGUGACUGACUACCCCAGGUAGAUUACAGACUUGGUUGAAUGAAAUUAAUUCGCGCGUAUCUAAACGGAUAUCGAAUCGGAUUCCCAGAGGCUUCGUAUUAUGUAGUAGAUAUCAUGGUAAUGGACAAUAGGUAGUAUUACCAAUAGUUACGCAGAGC